GAAACGAAUAAUAAUAAUUCGACUAGAGGGACAGCAUUACGCGCAGCGUAAAGAGGGACAGCAUUACGUGCAGCCAUCAUUUCGCUUCAUUGUAUUCUGCCUUUAAAACCCAUGAGGCAUUGCAAAGUAUUCAGUAAAGAAGAUUGAACAAUUGGAUGGCUGAUAGCAAGAUUCUUUAACCCUCUCAGACAGUUCAGCAAGAACAAUUACCCAUUUUAGUGUUACAUCCAACUGCAGCACCUUCUGCAGCCAUGUCUUACCCACUGUCACACAAGACUGUGUUUGUACUUGACUGUUCACCGGCCAUGGAACGGCCAUGUGGGCACCAGUUUGAGAUGGACUCACUGAGCAAGGGCCGCUCCAGCGGUCUGAUCCCACUGGCGCCCGUCACCAAGACUAUGUGGACGUGCGCAGUGGAGGCGGCUGUCGAGUACUGCCGCAUCGUGUGGGACAUCUACCCAUCGGCCCGGCUGAUUCGGCUCAUCGCCAAUGGCGCUCAGGCGGUGUCUGUGAACGACUGGACGGCGGCCGACCAGCACCUGACCGCGCUGAUGCAGCAGCUGGCGGGCGUGAUGGGCGGCGUCCGCUCGGCCGGCAGCCAACACUCGCUGCACGCCGGUCUGGCGGCGGCGCUGCACGCGCUCGGCGAGCCGUCUGAGGCGCAGCGGGCCGACCGCGCCGCCGACGCCGCCGCCAAGGUGAUGAACCGCGGCCGCGUGGUGGUGGUGUCCCAGCUGGCCGACGACGGCCAGGCGCGCCGGCUGCGCGAGUGGUUCGCUGACGCGCUGCUGCAGCACAACCGCACGGCGGACGGCGCCGCCGGCCGGCUGACGGUCCACAGCUGUGAGCUGGUGCUCGUAUCGGUUCACCCGGACACGGCCGAGUGCCCCGUCACGCCGCGGCCGCCAGCGCCGCUCAGCGCCAUCCUCAGCGGCUCCGUGGUCACGGCCAAGGCCGGCACCCAGUUGGCGCCCAUGAUGAUGAACCUGGUGCUCAGCCACUACGAGCUGGCGUCUACCACCGUCACCGGCAUCCCAAUGAAGGAGGAGCAGAACUCAGGCAGCUCGGCCAACUAUGACGUGGAGCUGCUGCACCCGGCCAAGGCGUACGAGUCCAUCCUGCAGGGAAGCCCGGCAGACCACGCUCACCUGCGCACGCGUCGGGACGGCUGCGAGUAUGAAACCAUCACGCUCAAGUGGUGCACGCCGCGCACCAGUAGUGCCGAACUGCACCAGUGCACGAGUGCGUCGCGCGUGACACCGGUGGACGUCAACAGCCGGCCCUCGUCGUGCCUCACCAACUUCCUGCUCAGUGGUCGCGCUGUCAUGCUCGAAAUGCCACGCAGAAGCGGUGGCAAGUUCGUCUCGCAUAUGCUGGCCGCGCACGGUGGUGAAAUCUUCAUGCACGCGCUGGGCAGUGGCCGCUCGGUGCUAGAGGACCCGCCUAGUGUCAGUGAGGGUGCCGGCGGCCGCGUCACCGACUACCGUAUCACGGAGUUCGGCCGAUUGGUGAGCGACAACCGUCUGGCUCCCGGGGAAGCUUCUGAGGAGGGCGGUGUGCCGCUGCAUGCGGCGCUCGAGCGGCUGGCGCGCCACACACGUGUCUGGCCCAUGACGCUUUCCGAGUCGUGUCUGGCGGCUCUGCCGUCUCUGGAUUCACUAACGGCUCUCCUCGUCAAGGACUCGCUCUCUACAGACGAGGUGCUGGAGUGUAAGAAGGCUGUAUACAAUCUGGUGUCUAUGGAGGCUCGCCACGAGCCCCUGCCUGUGACCACUAGCGGCGCGCGCGGCCGCGGUGUGAAGCGCGAGGAGCAGUACCGCGCACUGUGGUCGGAGCUGGAGGCACUGGUUCGCGCUCACUGCCGCUCGGACGGCCACCAGGCGGCGCUCGAGUGCGUGCUCGAGUGCCGCAGCCAGGGCCGCGCUGCCGAGGAGCGCCUCGGCCUCGAUCAGGCCAUGGAGGAGCUGGACCGCUGCGGCGCGCCUGUGCAGGACUCUCCGCUGUCGCCGCCGCCGACCAAACGCUGGCGCCGAGACCGGCCACCGGCCCAGCUCAGCUUGCUGGAAAUGUGGAACCAGCGAGUUGACGCCGAUAACGCGCUCAAGAGGCUCGAGUUCUCGGGCAGGCUGAACGGUGGUGAUAAUAACAUCGUCAAACUGUAUGCGAAACUCGAUAAGGACAAGGGAGACGAUGUCAAAAAGUGAUUGUUUAGUUACCAUACGUUUUGUGUGUGUGCGUUUGUACAUUAUGAUUCGGAGUGUGACUUGUUGAAUUUUCACCGAAGGUUGACCGCGGUGCAGGCUGUGAUGUCUUGGAUCAAUGCUGGUCGCACCUCUCAUGUAUGUCCGAUGUGCAGGUUUUUGUCUUGGCCUAUCAACUCAAAGUCGUCACGAAACGACACCGCUGAUAGACAGUAGUUAAUGAAUAACGAAUCACAUGAUUUGUUCAUCGCUUGUAGUGGAUUAAUUUCGUACCACAUAGUAACUGGAACAGUGCUUACAUCCUACUGCGCAUACGUACCACACGUACCGACUCGUAGGCUCAACGUGUGCAUAAACGUGUACAUAAAGCAUGCAUCAUCUGGUCGGAUCUGCGGAAUAAUUUCGUGCUGCCAAUACAACCCAUCUGCAUUUUUAA
This is a messenger RNA of Amphibalanus amphitrite, 2637 nucleotides long. It is a transcript of the gene asun, whose product is annotated as integrator complex subunit 13-like. The transcript is spliced from 2 exons. The record is from RefSeq and is a predicted model, not a curated record. Gene Ontology annotation, cellular component: integrator complex. Bases 252 to 2204 code for a protein of 650 amino acids. Lineage: Eukaryota; Metazoa; Arthropoda; Thecostraca; Balanomorpha; Balanidae. Gene Ontology annotation, biological process: centrosome localization; regulation of mitotic cell cycle.